This is a messenger RNA of Frankliniella occidentalis (western flower thrips), 1054 nucleotides long. RefSeq lists its product as uncharacterized. The record is from RefSeq and is a predicted model, not a curated record. The coding region runs from base 278 to 1054 and encodes 258 amino acids. Lineage: Eukaryota; Metazoa; Arthropoda; Insecta; Thysanoptera; Thripidae. The transcript has 6 exons.
UGUGCAGAAGGUCCGACCUGUUCUUAACCAGAGUUACUCUUUUGUAGAGACUGAAGAGGUAGUAAGACUCCUUUUUUUAUUAGACUUGUCAAAUUUUUGAUUGUUUCUUGAAUUAAGAUAUCCUCUGGUCUCCAUAAUUCUUUAGGAUGCUGAUACUGUGUGACCACUCACUCUAUGUAGAGAAGCAUCAUUAGAGAGCAAAAGAGCAACUCUGGCUUUUUUGCAAGAAUGCAUCAAUUUAAAUACAUCAAGGCCUUUUAAGGCUACUGUGGAAAAUAUGAAUAAGGUGUCUGAAAAUCUGAAAGAAAGCCACAAUGUCCAUGUCACACCAGACGAAUGCUCCCGUAAGAAGAGAAGACUUGAUGAGAAGUACCGCAGGAAUUCACCUGGGCUUUUUACGAAGCACAUGGCCUUUCUGCGAGGUGACUCUGACAAGUGCCCUACUUUCCAGGCAGAACCCUCCCUGGAGGAGGAUGUGUUGGCUAAGGUCACAUUCACAAAAGGAGCAGUUAUGGACACGGCUACUAUCUAUUCCCUGAUUGAUGUCUGGGAUGACAUGAAGGAUGAAUAUUAUAAAGCCCACAAAGACAACCAAUUUUAUUGGAAAAUCUCAGCUCAAAUGGUUCUCAGAGGGAAGAAAUUUUCUCCUAGCGCAUGCCAGAAUAAAAUGAAUCUGCUAUUAUCUGAAUACAAGGCGUACAAUACAGGUUUUACUGAUUCUCAGGAGGAACCGAGAGGGGAGUUGAAAGACUCUUCACAACACCAGUGUGAGAAUCAAAAUAGUGCUAAUGAAGAAGGCAAUUGGGAAAAUCCACCUCCUUUUUCAAAAUUAAGCCAUGAAUCUUUUGCAGAGCUGGCAAUUAAGGGAUGCGCUAAAACACAUGUAGCCAUUUUCAGCCUCCCUAGCCUUGCCCUCGAGUGCAUGAAGUACGGAUCCGAAGGCUGGUUCAACUCCAAUGAUAAAACCAUUUUCAACGACCUGUGGAUUGUCCCAACAAGAAUAAAUGAAGGUCACUGGAUUGUUGUCAUAGACCUGGGCAGACGAGUGCACUAA